AAACAAAAGUAAUUGUACAUUAAAAUGCAUAAUUUCUUUUAUUUAGACCACAAAUAAAUUUCAAUAGCCUUCGUCAAAUAUUGCGUUCUGUUUGUAACCAAAAUUUAAAUAUUGCCAACUUUUUGUUUAAGAAUUAACUCAUUAAGGGAGUACUUUGUUUUUUAAAUAACAUAUUCAAAUGUUGAAAAGCAAUUUUUAAAACAUCAGCUGUAUUGGUAAAUACAUGAAAUAUUUUGUUUUUAUAAAAGGUACAAAAAAUUGUAUUAUGAAGUAAACAUGUAAACAAAGACAAGACUAAAAUAAGACUUUAAGUAUAUUCAAUUAUCUGGCUACUAAUCUUGUUUUACAUAUUUAGUCCCUUCGAAAAGAAUAAUACAAAUUAUAUACAAUUUGCAUUGAAAAAAACAAUUGUAAAUAAAUGCUUUUAGUAUGUAAACUUUUAUUUAGUUUUGGAAACUGAAUAGUUGGCAACUAGGUCUACACGAAUCGACAGUUUUUAAUCCACAAACAAUUUAAAAUAUUUACUUGAUUGUCAGUUAAUUGAACUGUAGUGGGCCAGAUGGAGAAAAAUACAGGUGAAGAUUUUGCUACUUGUCCGUAUGAUAAUGCACAUCGUGUCCUAAGGAGUCGUUUGCAAUUACAUCUAAUUAAAUGCCGUUUGAAUCAUCCACAUGUAGAAUUACAAAAGUGUCCACUGAAUCAAUUACAUUUGGUGCCUGAGGCCGAGUUCGAGCGGCAUUUAAUGAGUUGCCCUGAUCGUAAAAUAAUUGCACAUUAUAAAUACGUUGAUGAGAUGAAGUUUCUGAAGCAUGACCCAAUUGAAAGUGAGGAAAAUUGGGAUGACACUGAAUCUGGAAAUUAUAAUCCUGAAACUUACGCUCGUAGCAAUCAAAUAAUACGAAAACCCGUCGGUCCACCAUCAAAACGUAAAGCAUUUAGACAUGAGGAGGAAGAACGUUGGCAACAGCUUAAUCGAUUGUAAAUAUAAGCGUUUUUUCAUAGAUGCAUGCCAGAUACUUAUAUACAUAUAUUCUUGUGAUACUUAAUAGUAUAUUUUAAUACUUAUAUAUAUUUAAUAAGAGAAAUGUGUACAUUUUUUUUUAACGGCAGUGCGAAAAUAUGUGGAAUAAAUCGUUCCACAAAAGCUGAAUGAUUUUCAGUAAAAUUAAACAUUUAAUAAACAUAAUUCUCCUUAUAAACUAUAGCUAAGAGCUUUGUCGUUAUAUACACCUGAAAUUGGUUGGGAACACAGUAAGAAUAUUUUGAUAGUUUUCUUCAAUAAGCAUAUUUUUACAUGAGAAAUUUUGAUUUUAUUUUACAUGUAUGUACAUAAAUUCAAUAAGGAACACAAAUUUAGUAGUAAUUAGUUUAAUCUCACAGAGCCAACUAUGUAAUUAUGUUAUAUUAAUCCUGCUUCUGGUUUCAAUCGCUUCUUCACGACUGAUGUUGACCAUGAUAAGUGCCAUACUUUUGCGCAGGAGCGCUCUUGCCGAAAUGACUAUUUUCAUUCAUUUUCAAAAUAUAAUCGCAUUUCAAACCGAAUUCCGUAGCGACGCGUUUAUCGUUAUCUUCGGAUUGUUUCAUAUAUGCAGUUGGCGGCGACAGCUUCCCAAUCUUUCGCUGGCACAUCCACUGAUGACAUCGAAUUCAAAGGCCGAUAACCAGUUGAUAGAUUUUAAGCUAUUCAUGUUGUCCUUGUUCUUGCCAUGCUUGGGUGAAGCAAUAGCGAUGGCUAAUACUA
Messenger RNA from Bactrocera dorsalis (oriental fruit fly), 1741 nucleotides. Its product is annotated as gametocyte-specific factor 1 homolog. Bases 560 to 982 code for a protein of 140 amino acids. NCBI's taxonomy places the organism in Eukaryota, Metazoa, Arthropoda, Insecta, Diptera, Tephritidae. The transcript has 2 exons. The record is from RefSeq and is a predicted model, not a curated record.